UUUUUAAUCAGCUAGAAGUUUCGUGUUCUGAUUCGCAACGCCCACUGCGGCUUGCUGGCUGCCUCUAGUUGUGCUGGCUACGUAUGUACUGAACGCGCUAUGCGCAACUGCAAUUAUCUGCAACUCGAAAGCCGACGGACUGCUUACGUAAAGUUCCAACUUUCCUAACGCGGCUCGGACCUCCGCGAUCGAUAUGGCUUGAGUUUUCGAAGGGCAAAACCGAGUCACAAAAAAAGCCUCUUCUUCCCUAACAGUCAUCAUGACCAGCCCCAUUCCUUCGCCUACCCCUCAAGGUGCCGUUGCAGGCGGCGUCAGUACACCUUCCAUCGCUCCUACUCGUUCUACUGCUCAGCGCGAUGGCGCAGCAAGCUCUACUCUGGGCACUUUCGGCGUAAAAUCCGGGCUUGCACAGAUGCUCAAAGUGAGGGUCAUUAUGGAUGUUGUGAACCCCGAACAGGCGCGUAUUGCCGAAGAAGCUGGAGCAUGUGCUGUUAUGGCUCUUGAACGAGUUCCUGCUGAUAUUCGGGCAGAAGGAGGUGUUGCCAGAAUGAGUGACCCGGCGAUGAUCAAGGAAAUCGUUGACGCAGUCACUAUCCCAGUCAUGGCUAAAUGUCGGAUUGGUCAUUUUGUAGAGGCCCAGAUUUUACAAGCUAUUGGCGUUGACUAUAUCGAUGAAUCGGAAGUCCUCACUCCAGCUGACGAGGAACAUCACAUCAACAAGCACAACUUCAAAGUUCCUUUCGUAUGUGGUGCUCGUAACCUCGGCGAAGCGCUGCGCCGUAUCUCAGAGGGUGCAGCGUUCAUACGUACAAAAGGCGAAGCAGGAACCGGAAAUGUAGUGGAAGCUGUCCGCCACGAACGCACUGUUAAUAGCGAGAUCCGAAAAGCUAGUGCGAUGAACGAGGAGGAACUAUACGCUUAUGCUAAGGAUAUCCAAGCUCCAUUCCAUCUUCUCAAGGAGACUGCGAGGCUUAAACGCCUUCCUGUCGUUAACUUCGCUGCUGGAGGGAUUGCUACGCCCGCUGACGCUGCGUUGAUGAUGCAACUCGGAUGCGAUGGAGUAUUCGUGGGAUCAGGAAUCUACAAAUCUCAGGAUGCUGCCAAGCGUGCUCGUGCAAUUGUUCAAGCGGUGACACAUUACAACAACCCCAAAAUCCUGGCAGAGGUUUCGGAAAACCUGGGCCCAGCAAUGGUAGGACUCACAAUAGACGACAGUCUCACCGGUGGACGACUUGCUACCCGUGGAUGGUAGAUUGUUAUAGAGAACUAUAUAGGCUCAAACAACACUGCGAUUUUAUUACUACUUUAUAAAGGUUGUUCUGCAAUUGUACACAGGAAGUUGAAGCGCUGCUACGUAGGCGCUGCUCCAGUAGCUGUAAGUGGCUGUGCGAUAUGGAUCAUAUGAUUAUGAUGUCACGGACAUUUUAUUAUUUUCUCUUUCUCCUCGAUGUUCACAAAUCC
Lentinula edodes (shiitake mushroom) is the source of this 1461-nucleotide messenger RNA. Its product is annotated as SOR/SNZ family-domain-containing protein. The transcript has 14 exons. Gene Ontology annotation, biological process: pyridoxal 5'-phosphate biosynthetic process; amino acid metabolic process; pyridoxine biosynthetic process. Gene Ontology annotation, molecular function: amine-lyase activity. The record is from RefSeq and is a predicted model, not a curated record. Lineage: Eukaryota; Fungi; Basidiomycota; Agaricomycetes; Agaricales; Omphalotaceae. The coding region runs from base 260 to 1252 and encodes 330 amino acids.